ACUUUUCAACGUUUGUUGACUGGCUCAGGACUGCUAGUGAUGAGUGGGAUAGUUCACAAAAUAAGAAGUCUGAUUGGCUUCGAAAAGGCGGAAGUCAAGAUGGAAGGAAGCCCCCCAAAAGAUAUGAGUGAAAUUAUUGCUCGAUUACCGGAGUCAUUUCAUAAGUAUAUGCGAGACGAGUUACCGUAUCGCCGAGCUGCUGCCGUUGUUUUUAUCGCUAUUGUUCUUGGAAUGGGCACACCGCUAUGGUAUCAUACUACGCAAACAUAUCGGGCACCUUUUGAAACGUUUUCCGUGGAAACUGCAAUUCCUCUCAGUGUCAAGUAA
Messenger RNA from Strongylus vulgaris, 327 nucleotides. Lineage: Eukaryota; Metazoa; Nematoda; Chromadorea; Rhabditida; Strongylidae. The record is from the annotation of a GenBank genome assembly.